Messenger RNA from Trichoderma reesei QM6a, 1068 nucleotides. RefSeq lists its product as uncharacterized. The record is from RefSeq and is a predicted model, not a curated record. Lineage: Eukaryota; Fungi; Ascomycota; Sordariomycetes; Hypocreales; Hypocreaceae. The transcript has 2 exons. Bases 10 to 969 code for a protein of 319 amino acids. Gene Ontology annotation, cellular component: fungal-type cell wall. Gene Ontology annotation, biological process: fungal-type cell wall polysaccharide metabolic process.
AUAUAUAUAAUGGCGACGCUCACACUUUCUUCCCUCCUUCUACUCAUCGGCCUCUCCAAUGCCUCACCGUCCGACAAGCGCGGCUUGGUCUUCACCCCCAACAAUGACUUUCCUCAGGACAACCAGAUCUGGGUCCAAUCCGGCAGCGACCUGACAUGGUACUACAACUACCAAUCCCAGCCCUCUCCAGCCUACACCUCUCUCUCACAGGAGCAGUUCGAAUUCGUGCCCAUGAUGUGGGGAGUCACGGACAACCUCAACGACACGACGUUCCUAGACCAAGUCACAACCCUCAUCAAGCAGGGCACCAACAUCACGCACGUCCUAGGCUUCAACGAGCCCGACGGCUCAACCGGCACCGGCGGAAGCGCCAUCGAGCCCCGAGAUGCCGCGCAAGCAUGGGUUGCCAACUUCGAGCCGUUGGGGAAGCAGGGCGUGAAGCUGGGGCUGCCGGCGUGCACGGGCGGACCGGGCGGACUGCCGUGGUUGAAGCAGUUUCUGGCGAAUUGCUCGGAUAUCGUGAGUGAGGGGAGUAAGACGAGGAGGAACUGCACGUGGGAUUUCCUGCCUGUGCAUUGGUAUGAUAACUUUGCUGGACUGGCGUCUCAUAUCGGAGAGAGGAGGGCGACAUGGCCUGAUGCUGAUAUCUGGGUGACGGAGUACGCCUUUGCAAACCAGGACCUCCAGACGACGCAGCAGUUCUUUAACCAGACGCUCGACUACUUUGGAAAGCUGGAUUACAUUGCUCGGUACACUUACUUUGGCGCCUUUCGCUCCAAGGCGUCCAACGUGGGACCGAAUGCCUCGUUUCUGAAUAAUGCCGGCAAGUUGACGGAUAUUGGAUCGUGGUAUCUUGGGUUUGGCGCAACAAACGUCAAGCCUACUAGCGCAGCAUCAAGAGAGAUGGCGUCUGCUUUGAUCAUUGGGGGGGUUGUAUCGAUGGUUGCUUUGAUGAAUGCAAUGUUGUAGAGGGUUUGAUUUUGAUGCAGAUGAGUUGUUGUUGGAAUCAUGAGGGCAUAUAAUGAAUACUGGAAAUGAAGCGUCAGCACAUACACGCACACGAUGGAA